Purpureocillium takamizusanense is the source of this 690-nucleotide messenger RNA. RefSeq lists its product as uncharacterized. NCBI's taxonomy places the organism in Eukaryota, Fungi, Ascomycota, Sordariomycetes, Hypocreales, Ophiocordycipitaceae. The record is from RefSeq and is a predicted model, not a curated record. The transcript is spliced from 2 exons. Bases 65 to 388 code for a protein of 107 amino acids.
GUGAAGGUCUCGUGUGCUUGGCCGCCAGCGUCAUGCCUGCCUUACCUAGGUACUUACCUGGCACAUGUGUUUCCCUCUUUCUCGGGACUAUUACAGCCGCCCGAUAUGCGACUCAUCUGCUUUGCUCGCCUCUGCUCGCAUGUCUCGUCCAACAAGGCAGCAGCGAGGAGACCCUGGUUGCCUCACUUAUAACAAAACUCAGUCUAUUCGCGCCCCCUCGCGUGUCGGCAGGCUGAAAGGCACUUCUUGUUCUCAAUUUCCAUUCAUCCACAUUUUCCGUCCAGUCACUCAAUCAUCCCUCAUAUCAUCAAACCUGGCCAACAUCAAUCACCCACCCAAUGCCACCAACAGGCUUUCUCGGCCCGGCACAACCAACAACCAUAUUUAGUAGUACCCUCACUACUCCCAGUUAGGCGUGUGAUGACCAAUAAUUGGCCCGUGCUAGAUCUUGAUCUCUCUGAAUUGUGUAGCGGGCAGGUUGCAGCCAGCCGGAUUAUUCCGGCCACACUGUGAUAGCCCAAGUUGCAUCCAUCCGUCGAGGACGGACUGUUCAAGUCGAGCAGGUCGUCGUCGUGGCAGACGGCCUUGCACAACACACACACACGAUACCAUGGAUCUGGGUACUGUACUCUGAGCACAGUAUGUGUAAAUAUAUAUAUAUUUAUAUAAUUAUUUAUUUACAGGACAGGG